CACCUGCAGUAUCAUCGCAAGCACCUUCAGGAACAUGUGGACUUCAGCAGCGCUUACCUUUUCGUUGAUGGUGGUAAUGUCCACCGUCGGAGCGGACGACUUGAAAAUCAUUGGUGGCUUUCCGGCGAUACAGGCAAGCACGAGGCAUCAGGUCUCUAUCCGGCGCAAAUCCAACGACCUGGCCUCGUUCGGUAGUGGUCACAUUUGCGGCGGUAGUCUCAUCAACAGCCGGACGAUCCUAACGGCUGCCCACUGUCUGUUGAACGAGGCUGACCAGAAGCGUGCGGCAAGCUAUUUCCGAGUAGUCGGCGGAAGUCUAAACCGAGUAAUUGCGACGGGCAACACGGAGAUCUUCAACGUCAGUAAGGUGAUCGUUCAUGAACGCUACGAUCCGGAAUCGUUUGCCAACGACAUAGGAAUGUUGAUUUUGGACAGAAACAUGGAUGGAUAUCAUCCGACGCUACGGACAAUCGAGUUGAUCGACAGCAGUCCCAGUCAGGGAACCGUUUGCCAGACUAGCGGUUGGGGAACCACACAAGCUGGCAUUCAAAUGGCAACGGUGGAUUUGAUGGCCGUCAAUAUUACCGUACAAUCGCUGGAGUCAUGCAAUGGAACGACCAGCUACAACGGACACAUUCUGAACGGGAUGCUCUGCGUUGGAGAAGACCUAGGUGGGAAGGAUUCCUGUCAGGGAGACUCAGGUGGUCCGUUGGUCUGCGGAGGACUCCUGGCGGGAGUCGUUUCCUUCGGAAGGGAUUGCGGAUUGCAAAACUACCCUGGCAUCUACUCCGAUGUGGCGUACUUUCGGAAGUGGAUUGACAACAACAAAAGCUCUGGGGCAACUGCGGGACUUGCGAUGGCUGGUUUAGUGUCCGCUUGGGUACUGCACGCGGUGCGAGGUAUUCGUGCUUGAUGGAAAAUAAAAAUAAUAACCAAGGGCUUGGAGUUUUGCAACAUUUUGAAUGAACUGGUUGUAUUUCAAGUGAAGAGAAAUCUAGUUCUAGAGCCGAUCAAUUGUUUUACUUAGUUCGAUUUGUCGCCAACACAGAUUUUA
Molecule: messenger RNA, 1054 nt
Organism: Ochlerotatus camptorhynchus
Lineage: Eukaryota; Metazoa; Arthropoda; Insecta; Diptera; Culicidae
Product: trypsin beta-like
Exons: 3
Coding region: 35-913 (292 amino acids)
Biological process (GO): proteolysis
Molecular function (GO): serine-type endopeptidase activity
Source: RefSeq, a predicted model, not a curated record